Messenger RNA from Necator americanus (New World hookworm), 1443 nucleotides. RefSeq lists its product as uncharacterized. The record is from RefSeq and is a predicted model, not a curated record. NCBI's taxonomy places the organism in Eukaryota, Metazoa, Nematoda, Chromadorea, Rhabditida, Ancylostomatidae. The coding region runs from base 1 to 1443 and encodes 480 amino acids. The transcript has 14 exons. Gene Ontology annotation, molecular function: ubiquitin binding. Gene Ontology annotation, cellular component: endoplasmic reticulum.
AUGGAAGUAUCUGAAGAAAGCAUAGAUAAUUUCAAGGAGUUCUGUGGUGUCAGUGACGAAGAUCUGGCAGUGCAAUAUUUGCGGCAUUGCCGAGGUGAUCUUCAAGCAGCCGUGCAGCUGUAUUUCCAGACUGAUGGUAUUCUCAGUGAUGAAGGCGGUGAUGAACGAGCAAAUGAUAUAGAUGAAGUACUGGAUUUUUCUCGAAACAGCCGGAAUCAGCUUACCAGCAACGACUCGCACAGCAUAGAAGCUAGCUCCUCUCGAUAUUCGGUUUCCAAUGCACGCGCGCCACAUUGGUCUAUUGCUCAGCCUUGGCACCAGUUCAUUGUUGCACUCCUUACAUUGCCGUUCAAUUUUGUGGUCACAACCGUAUUCGAUAUUAUGAAAUUCUUCCUGGAUCUAAUUUUUGGUGAGCGAACUCCAUCCAUUACUAACUUCCGUGAGGAUGUGGCAAACUUCCGACAUCUUGUCAACGAGGAGUUCGGCGAUAUUCAUGUGGACUUUUACGAUGGAACAUAUGAUGAAGCUUUUUCCGCUGCGUGCGAGGCUGAGACGCUUUUCGCAGUGUAUCUUUUCUCUCCUGAUGCUCGAUACUCAAACAGCAUGGUGCGUCAAGUGUUGGAGGACGAGUCUUUCGUCGAAACAAUGCUCAAUUAUAACGUUGUUCUGUGGGGAGCUGAUCCUCUUUCUUCGGCUGGCCAAGAAGUUGCGCGUCGCAUGAGGAUUUCAACGUUUCCUUGUUUCUUAGCUGUUUCCUCUCGUGAGCACAGCAUAGUGAUGCGCGUGGAAAUGCCCGUUGAUGCUCGUCAGAUAUGUCCCCUCUUGCGUCAAUGUGCUUUGGACGAGUUGGACCAGAGAGAAGAGGAACGCUUUAGGAGACGUGUUCUUCGUGAAAAUCGUGCAUUGAUGGAACAGCAAGAAAGAGAAUAUCGAGAGAGUGAAGAACGAGAUCGUGCGCUUUUGGCUGAACGUCGCCGUCAACAAGAGGAGAAGGAAAAAGAGAUACGCAAAAGGAAACAAGAGGAAAAAGAACGUCUUGCCAAGGUUGUUGAGCGCAUGCAGGCUCUUCGCAAUUUACGUGAGGAGUUCGUCGUUAGACAGAUUCCGGACGACUACGACGGGGAGGACUCGAUCAGAGUGCUUGUUCGUUAUCCUUCCGGAUCGACGAGUAAGCAUAGGUUCUCACCAAAGGAGAACGUGAAGAGUUUGUUCGAGGUGGUUUUUGCAAAGUCGUGUUGCCCAUGGUUCUUCGAAGCUUACUACGGUUUUCCUCGUGAGAAGCUCAACUUCUGUUCCUUGAGAUAUCACGAGCUAUUCAGCGACUAUCGCCUGUCUCAGAACCUGGAAUCUGAGCCAUGGGUGAUGCCGAAAACGUUUGAGGAACUAGGAAUUUAUCAAUCCGCAUACUGUGUGUUGCUUCCAGCAGCUAUACUUCGACUAUAA